AUUUGAGUUGUAAAAAAAAAAAAAUCAUUAUUUAUUAUUAUCGUUCCCGCUUCAACGACUACAAAGGGAUGAGCUCCCUCUCCAAUCUCACCUCCUCCCCCGUUCCCAUUCCCAUUCCCAUUCCCACCACCUCUCCUCCUCGCCCCGUCGCGAUUCUCCCCGGUUUGGGGAACAACAGGGGCGACUACGGGGCGCUCGCCGCGGCGCUGCGGGAGAAGCACGGCGUCGCCGCCGCGGUCGUCGCCGAGGUCUCCCGCAUCGACUGGCUCCGCAACGCCGCGGGGCUCCUCGACCCCAACUACUGGAGCGGAACCCUGCGCCCCCGCCCCGUCCUCGAUUGGUACUUGGAGAGAGUCGACCGCGCCGUGGCGCACGCGAAGUCGCUCGCCUCCCCAGGUCAGGGUAUAUCAUUGAUAGGGCAUUCGGCAGGAGGAUGGCUUGCACGGGUCUACAUGGAAGAAUUUGGGUUCGACGGCAUAGCGUUGCUGCUCACUCUUGGAUCCCCACACUCGCCACCUCCAAAGAAUGUACCUGGAGUCAUAGAUCAAACUAGAGGUUUAUUGGAUUAUGUCGAAAAGAACUGUGCUCCAGCUGUUUAUACGCCGGAGCUACGAUACGUAUGCAUUGCCGGAAGGUACAUCCAAGGAGCUCGUUUGAUAGGGAACUCGAAAUCUGCUUCUGAGGAGACACUAGAAAUCGGCAAAGAUUCGGGUCAAGAUGAAUCCAUUGUGAACGGUAGAAACAAUAAGCCCGCGCCCACUGCGCCGACUUUACGUGCCCGAUUCGUCGGCCAAGGUUAUAAACAGGUUUGCGGGCGAGCAGAUGUGUGGGGAGACGGCGUCGUUCCAGAAAUGUCGGCGCAUCUAGAAGGCGCCCUCAACAUAAGCUUGGACGGCGUUUAUCAUUCGCCUGUCGGCUCCGAUGAUAACCUAAGGCCUUGGUACGGCUCUCCCUCAGUGCUGGAGAAAUGGGUGCAUCACCUUCUCACCUAGUUAGUUAUAUCCUCCCACCCCCCCC
Ananas comosus (pineapple) is the source of this 1017-nucleotide messenger RNA. RefSeq lists its product as uncharacterized. Gene Ontology annotation, cellular component: chloroplast. The transcript has 7 exons. NCBI's taxonomy places the organism in Eukaryota, Viridiplantae, Streptophyta, Magnoliopsida, Poales, Bromeliaceae. The coding region runs from base 69 to 992 and encodes 307 amino acids. Gene Ontology annotation, molecular function: hydrolase activity, acting on ester bonds. The record is from RefSeq and is a predicted model, not a curated record.